AUGGAGGAGGGAGACAGCGGCAGAAUUCCGGUGAUCAAGAUAAAAAUCCCAAAGAAGGCGGAGGAGGAAGAGGGUGUUCCGAGCCACUACUGCAAGGAAUGCGACCGGAGCUUCAGCUCAGGGAAGGCGCUGGGAGGGCACAUGAGCUCUGCGCAUGUUCAAGCUAACAAGGAGUACUCGAUGAGGAAGGCGAUGAGCUUCAACUCCAAAUCCAAAUCAUCAUCGCCUGGAUCUCCUUGUUGCUCCUGCGGAAUCUGCGGUAGGGUUUUCCAGUCGCAGAAAUCCCUCUUUGGCCACAUGCGGUGCCACCCCGAGCGGGAUUGGCGCGGGAUGGAGCCUCCAUCGACGCCGCGAGACGCCAAAUCAGAAUCGUCGGAAGAGCUAGGGUUUUUCAGUGGGAAGCCUUGGCCUACUUGCAAGAGGGGGCGGCCGGCGGUGGAGAAGGAGAAGGAGAAGGUGGAUGAGGUGGAGGAGAUGUUCAAGGUGGCGGUGCAGGUGCUGGCGAGAGGGAAGAUGGAGAGGGAGUAUCGGUGCGAUACGUGUGGUAAGGUUUUCAAGAGCCACGAGGCGCUCGGAGGGCACCGGGCCAGCCACAAGAAGUUCAAGAUGUCGAUCAUCAACACGAGCACCCGCCAUCUCGAGCCCAAGAAGAUGCCAAGGACCAAGAAGAAUAAGAUGAUGAUGACUAAGCCUGAUUUUGUCACUAGUGAUCCUGGUCCUAGUGAUCAUGUUGAUAGUAAUGCUGAUUCGGCCUCGGCCUCGGGCUUUCUCAUUGAUAUCGAUCUGAAUAUGUCUCCUCCCGAGGAGGAGGUCGAGGACAAGGGCAUAGAGGACUCUUGGAAUGAUAUGCGGUAG
Molecule: messenger RNA, 855 nt
Organism: Salvia splendens (bonfire salvia)
Lineage: Eukaryota; Viridiplantae; Streptophyta; Magnoliopsida; Lamiales; Lamiaceae
Product: zinc finger protein ZAT1
Exons: 1
Coding region: 1-855 (284 amino acids)
Source: RefSeq, a predicted model, not a curated record